Messenger RNA from Betta splendens (Siamese fighting fish), 3998 nucleotides. It is a transcript of the gene top1b, whose product is annotated as DNA topoisomerase Ib. The transcript has 20 exons. Gene Ontology annotation, cellular component: chromosome; nucleolus. Gene Ontology annotation, biological process: DNA topological change; chromosome segregation; DNA replication. The record is from RefSeq and is a predicted model, not a curated record. Gene Ontology annotation, molecular function: DNA binding; DNA topoisomerase type I (single strand cut, ATP-independent) activity. The coding region runs from base 734 to 3055 and encodes 773 amino acids. NCBI's taxonomy places the organism in Eukaryota, Metazoa, Chordata, Actinopteri, Anabantiformes, Osphronemidae.
GCUGAUGUUUUCCACACUGACUCUGAUUUCCAGUAGUAAUCGUGAUAUGUCUACUGUUAGUUUUUAAAGGACAGAAAUGGCGUCCCAGAGACUAAGUCCCUUCUCCUCCACUCUCUUGCGGCUAUUGUUCAAAAAGAGGGUCUCUAACGUGCACUUCCGAGCCUCGUUCGUUCAACCCGGGCGGCUUUUCCUGCAGGCGCUGGCGUCGUGCUUAUUUUGCAUGCUUCGCUGUGCUGAUGUGUGCGUGCAAUCGCCACGAAUUUUGGAGCCGAAAGUGGCAGGAUUGGGGCUGAGGACUUAGUCUCUGCGCCAUUUUCUUUUUCUGUACGUAGCAGGCAGCGACGGGCGAGCCGACGGUCUGCCGCGAUAUGGAGGCGGGCGAGCGCCGGUGCCGCCGCCCGCGUCCGCACGCGUCCGGCCGCCAGCUGCGCCCUGCCUCCGUCCCCAUCGGCGGACGUUGAUCCGCCCGUCCGUCGGGCAAGGCUCGCGCGGCGGCGUGAAACUUUGGGUCGAGGACACGCAAAGUUGCGCUGCGCGAGGAAAAGCCGACGCGUUAACGGGCGGCUCGGCACCAAUGACAGCCCCCGCGCUGUUUCGCUGCAAAGUUGAGCGCACUUGCUCUCAUUUCGCCGCCUGAGCUGACGUGACGGGGCGUCAGUCAGGAAAUGGUGCGUCUACCUGGGAUUUACGUUCAUGUUCCGACAAUAGCGGCCAACUGCGUUAUUAAACUGCCAUGACAGCGGGGAGCCACGAGGUGACGAUCAAGCCGAACCUGGUCCAUCAGAGGAGGCUGUCAGGAAAAACAGGCUCAUCACUGACUACUGACACUCACAAACAUAAAGACAAGCACAAAGACAAGGAACAUCGACACAAAGACCACAAGAAAGACAAGGAGCGAGAGAAACUGAAGCACAGCAACAGCGAGUACAAGGAGCACUCGGAGAAGAAACACAAGGACAAAGAGAGGCUGAAGCACAGCAACAGCGGCUCAGACAAGCACAGGGAGAAACACAAAGAGAAGGAGAAGAGGAAGGAGGAGAAGAUCAAAUUAACCCACGACAAGCCGAAAAAAGAGAAAGAAAAUGGAUACGUCAGAGACAGAAGUCCUCUCGUCAUUAAGAGCGAGCUUGAGGACGACAACGGCUUCUAUCCGUCUCCUCAACACAACAAGGCCUCCAAACGAGAGUACGACGACCAAGAGUUUGACUACAAGCUUAAAAAGGUGAAGGUGGAACACGACAAAAAGGCCCAAAAGAGAAAACACGAGUACGAAGAGGACGAGGAGGAGGAGGACAUUAAGCCCAAAAAGAAGACAAAAGAUAAGAAGGAGGGGAAGAAAUCCAAAAAAGACGAGGAGGAGAAGUGGAAAUGGUGGGAGGAGGAGCGAUACACCGAUGGAUCCAAAUGGCGCUUUCUUGAACACAGGGGUCCAGUGUUUGCGCCUCCAUACGAACCUUUGCCCGACAAAGUCCGAUUUUACUAUGACGGAAAGCCCUUGAAGCUCAGUCCUGCAGCCGAAGAAGUCGCCACUUUUUUUUCCAAGAUGCUGGACCACGAGUACACGACGAAGGACAUCUUCAGGAAGAACUUUUUCAAAGACUGGAGGAAGGAAAUGACGUCAGAGGAGAAGUCAAAGAUCACUGACCUGAACAAGUGCGACUUCAGUGACAUGAACGAGUACUUCAAGGCCCAAUCCGAAGCUCGGAAACAGAUGACGAAAGAGGAGAAGCAGAAAAUCAAAGAGGAGAACGAGCGACUCAUCCAGGAGUACGGCUUCUGCAUCAUGGACAACCACAAGGAGAGGAUCGGGAACUUCCGCAUCGAGCCGCCGGGACUCUUCAGGGGACGGGGCGACCAUCCGAAGAUGGGCAUGCUGAAGCGCCGCAUCCGACCCGAGGACAUCAUCAUCAACUGUAGCAAAGACUCCAAACAGCCCAAACCUCCUCCAGGGACCAAAUGGAAGGAAGUCCGCCACGACAACAAGGUGACCUGGCUGGCGUCCUGGACUGAGAACAUCCAGGGCUCCAUCAAGUACAUCAUGCUGAACCCAAGCUCCAGAAUCAAGGGGGAGAAGGACUGGCAGAAGUACGAGACGGCCCGGCGGCUGAAGAAGUGCGUGGAUCGCAUCCGCACACAGUACAGGGAGGACUGGAAGUCCAAGGAGAUGCGGAUCAGGCAGAGAGCUGUGGCUCUCUACUUCAUCGACAAGUUAGCGCUGAGGGCGGGGAACGAGAAGGAGGAGGGAGAGACGGCGGACACGGUGGGCUGCUGCUCGCUGCGGGUGGAGCACGUCAAGCUCUACCCCAAACUGGACGAGCAGGAGUACGUGGUGGAGUUCGACUUCCUGGGAAAAGACUCAAUCCGCUACUACAACAAGAUCCCAGUGGAGAAACGGGUUUUUAAGAACCUUCAGCUGUUUUUGGAGAACAAACAGCCCGAGGACGACCUCUUCGACAGACUGAACACUUCUAUCCUCAACAAGCACCUACAGGAGCUGAUGGACGGACUCACGGCCAAGGUGUUCCGCACCUACAACGCCUCCAUCACGCUUCAGCAGCAGCUCAAGGAGCUCACCUGCUCUGACGACAGCAUCCCAGCCAAGAUCUUGUCUUACAACCGAGCCAACCGGGCGGUGGCCAUCCUCUGCAACCACCAGAGAGCUCCCCCCAAAACGUUCGAGAAGUCGAUGCAAAACCUGCAGACGAAGAUCGAUGAGAAGCAGAGUCAGUUGUCGGCAGCGAGGAAGCAGCUGAAGGCGGCCAAGGCUGAUCACAAGGCUUCCCAUGAUGACAGGAGCAAAAAAGCCGUGGAGGUGAAGCGUAAAGCGGUCCAGAGGAUCGAGGAGCAGCUGAUGAAGCUGCAGGUGCAGGCCACAGACAGGGAGGAGAACAAGCAGAUCGCUCUGGGCACCUCCAAGCUCAACUACCUGGAUCCACGCAUCUCCGUUGCAUGGUGCAAGAAACUGAACGUUCCCAUCGAGAAGAUCUACAACAAAACCCAGAGAGAGAAGUUCGCCUGGGCCAUCGACAUGGCUGAAAAGGACUAUGAGUUUUAGACCAAGUGUGUUCUGCCCCUUCUAGCCAUGCCUUGGAUUGUAAAGAUGGUUAAAACUCAAACAGCUGUGGCCACAGGUUCAUAAUUAUAUAUAUGCUACAUGAUUUGGUUAGGAAAACAGGUCCUCAGCCAUUAGACCCAGCUGCCGAUGGGCGGCUCUUUAAAAAUUAGCAGUAGUGGUGUAUGUAGCUGCAGCUAGCUGCCCGUGAUUAAUGUCAUCUUUUGUCAGAUAUGACUCUGCUGAAGCCAUCAGAUUUAUUGAGAAAUGCUAUAUUCUCAUAGAAUAAUGAAUUAAACGUUUGUAUGGGAGACUGUGAGAAAAAUCAGGAGAGAAAUAAUAUGAAGAAAUUCAAAUUGUAGAAUUCUAGUGUGAAAGAUUGCUACAAUAAAAUGAGCCUGACAGACUGAUGAAACCCGAGCACUCUACUCAUAUUGUCAUUAGCACACAGAAUGUCAUCUCUUACUGUUUACUUUUCUGUUGCUGUUUUUGUUCAGGGAUGUAUAUAUUUUUGUUAAUUUUCAGUGGCUUUGAUUGAGUGUUUUUCUUAACGUGUGCUUUAUGCAUCAGCAACAAAAUGCUCUCCAUUGCUCAUAUGCAACUUGAGUGUCUGUUCCUGCAGUUUUAUAUUGAACCAGAUGUAACAUUCUUCUCAGAUACUUGAAACAAGUGAAGUACAGAACAAUGUGUUGUGUGUCGGCGCUUAAAGAGAUUGUUCUUUAAGAGAUAUCUUCUAAGUGGGAUGUGGAUUUUGCCAAAAAGCAUCAUAGAGGUCUUUCAUUGUAGUCUGCUGUUUUUUUUUUGUUGUAUUGCUGUGGAUAUAAAAUGUCGGAGUUUUAACACGUGUAAUUACCGUUUCCUGCAAUUUUAUCAUGUAUCACCGUUGAUUUGUCAAAUGGUUAUUGUUUUGAACUUUGUAGUUUUCAGAAUAAAACAUCAACCUUGU